AUAAACAUAGAUAACAACACAUGUCAUAGACAAAAAGUCAUUUGGUUUUGCUUCUUCUCUAACAAAAGUUCAACUACUUUUUAGUUGAAAACUCCAAGUUUCAAUUAUGAGUAAAGAAGGCAAGGAUAGUCAUCAUCACCAUCAUGGUCACCAUGGCCAUCAUCACCAGGAGGUACACCAAUCACCACCACCACCAGCAACUGAAUAUGGUACUUUUGGACAACCUCCUUUGCCGGUAGCCGGUUUCCCUCAACCAGUUCCUCCACCGGGGGCACUUGAACCUGCUGAAUACUAUGCUCGUGGUUAUCAAGCUGUUCCAGGUAAUAUUGAUGAGAGUGGAGCUGUGAUAGAGCCUCCCCUUCCUUGCUGCGGUAUUGGUCUUGGCUGGUUCAUGUUCAUUACUGGUUUCUUUCUUGCUGCCAUCCCUUGGUAUGUUGCUGCAUUUAUCCUGCUUGCCACCAGAGCAGUUGAUAAUCGAGAGAAACCAGGAUAUGUUUUAUGCACCAUUGCUGCUGUUCUCGCUACAAUUGCUAUCGUAUUUGGUUUAACAAAGAUUUAACCAGCAAGUGGGGAUCAAUCUGUGUGGAAUACUCAUAUGUGUGCCCGCUAGGUGGCUUGAUUAAUGCGCAUUUAUUCAGAAAAUGUCUGUACAAAAAUUGUCUGUUUUAGAUAUAUGCUUCCUAUAUUUGAUGAAACCAUCCAAAACUCAUGAUAUUGUUUGUGUAAGAUUUGCUUAUGAGAGUGACUGCUUUAAACAUGGGAAUAGUAUGCAUUUGUCCUGGGAGAAAUCAAGUAACACAGUUGUUGUA
Lycium barbarum (goji berry) is the source of this 809-nucleotide messenger RNA. RefSeq names its product large ribosomal subunit protein eL20z-like. Lineage: Eukaryota; Viridiplantae; Streptophyta; Magnoliopsida; Solanales; Solanaceae. The transcript has 4 exons. Bases 107 to 559 code for a protein of 150 amino acids. The record is from RefSeq and is a predicted model, not a curated record.